Messenger RNA from Lichtheimia ornata, 1902 nucleotides. RefSeq lists its product as uncharacterized. The coding region runs from base 1 to 1902 and encodes 633 amino acids. The record is from RefSeq and is a predicted model, not a curated record. The transcript has 2 exons. Gene Ontology annotation, molecular function: protein binding. Lineage: Eukaryota; Fungi; Mucoromycota; Mucoromycetes; Mucorales; Lichtheimiaceae.
AUGGAAGACAACAUUGACUUGGCCGAAUUGGUGAAGCCCUCCAUCCUCACAGCUCAACAUGGCAAUGGCAAAAAACGAAUUGCAGAGGCAACCGAGUCUCUUCAGCAAGCGAUGCACCAAUUCGUCGAGCUCCUUAAUGAUCGUGCAAGGCUGUUUGCCGACAGUGCUCAGUUUGAUAGCGCCUUACAGGAUGCAGCAACCAUACGAACCUUAUUACCAGGAUCAGCGCUUGGAUACUUGUGUACUGGAUAUGUGCAUUGUCAACAAGGAUGUUAUGCAGCAGCGGUUGCCAUGUACGACCAAGGGCUUGAAGCCGUACCUGAAUCGGAUGCCUAUUAUAAGCACCUCCAGCAACACCGAUUGACAGCAAUUGCCAACAAUAGUAAGCGGGUCGAUUUCAUCAGCCGGUUGCCAUUGGAUAUCGUUGUCACCAACAUUCUACCAAGGGUGAAGCCCAAAUGCUAUUCUGAAUCAUCAUCACCAUGCGAACACCUCUUUGUGUCUCGUACCUGGCAGAAGCGCAUCUUGCAACAACCUGAUGGCGUUAACUUUGAUUUUGGCCAAGAGGGACGCACCUUCAAGAAGGGUCAUGAUGAACUUGUUCGAUGCGCAUCCUACGUUCAGAGCCUAUCUGGUGCUAUUACAGGGGAGGUUCGUUUGGAUGAACUCUUUUCUCGUGCACGCUUUUCCAAUCUUAAGCAACUCGACUUAAACUGCGCUUUUUCCAUUCCUCAUCGUCCACUCUUAAACGGCUUGCGAAUGAUUGCUGAUUCACUCACACACUUGGUCAUUGAUGGAUAUCCUUGCGAUAUCAAAUUACGCGAUGUCUUGGAAUCAUGUCCCAACCUUAUAUUGUUGACAACGGAGGAAGUGGCCGCUGUUUUGCCUUCUGAUGCAUGUUAUCCCAAAAUCAUGCACCUUGCUCUUCAUUCCAUAUCAGACACAGCUCCCAGUCAUGACCAUAUGGAUGAUCUCCUAAGCCGCUUCCCUUCUUUGGUGUCAUUCCAAAUCACCCCAAUGCCUGAAUCAAGUGUCCUGGCCCUUCUACCCAAACAUUGCCCGCAUCUGCAAAUCCUUUAUUUCGGAAGCUUGGAGUUUGACUCCAGCAAACUGAUUACUCAUCCUGGUCGUAAAGGAAUCACAAUGGCUGAGAUAUCUGGUGAAGACAUGUAUCAUCAAGAUGACCUGAUCCGGUUCUUGCACGUGCAUCAAAAUUCACUUGAGAGGAUUGUAAUUGACGCCGAGGUUGAUGUUAAGAAUCGUGCAUGGAAGUUACAGCACGAGCAAGUUAUACCCGAAGAUGAAGAAGAUGCACUUUUAUGUUCUGAAAACGACCCAACGCAAUCAGAAACUUCGUUCCCGCAGCUGGUGGAUAUGGUGGUUUCCGAUCCAGUACCAUCGAAAAGCCAAGCUCUUAUCACCAGGAUCAUAUCGAAUGCGCCCAAUCUCAAAUCGAUCAGCCUCCCCCAUUCACAUCUUGAAGAACCUCAUAUAGCCGACGCUAUGAUUGACUUGAAGCAUCUUUCCAAAUUGAGGGUCACGCGGUCCAAGUCGAGAAAUUUCGUCAUUGGUGGCGUCGCUAAAUUCUUGACAUCUCAUAUUACAAGGGGUCUCCUUUCAACGCUGGAAGAAUUGACUCUACACGCGAACCAAGCCAUGCUUGAAGUAUCGUGGAUACCUUUGGUUUCCAAUCUGCAUUGCCUUAAGAAUUUGGAAUUGGUCUCCCCUGACAUUUCUCGAGAGUGGUUCUUUAUACUGAAACAGAUAGGCCAAGGAUGUCGCUCCCUUGAAAGUUUAAAGCUCGGUACCAAGCGUUGCAAAUUGGUUGAUGGUAGCAUCGAGUCCCUGGAUGAACUUAUGGAGGAGUUGCAAGAAGAUAUACCAAAGGUCAUUAUCAAAUAA